ACAGUUCGAGAUCGGCCAGCGCGACGACGCGACGUGCGACAUACGGUACGUGUUAUUAUAGUCAAUCCGCGAAGUACGUAAGAAUGCGUAGUCCCGUUUAGCGGUUUUCUCGAUCGAUCCCGAUCUCCGUCGAUCGCGUGUGGUGUCAGUGAAGGCGCGACGAAAGAGGAGAGGAAAAAAAAACGAACGGUGUGAACGGUGAAGAACGAAAGACUCGUUUCUCCCGAGGAGAGUGAAAAUAAGAAGAGGCAGCGAACAGCGCACGUCACGAUGGCAGACCGUCCCGCCUGCUUCGCGAUCGCCGUCCUGUUGCUACAGCUAACAGCUUUCGCGAACGCGAUAGAUCCUCACCUGGAGAUCCUGCCAAGCGGCGACAUGCAGACGAAGCCGAUCGGCUCCAGCAUCCUUCUCACGUGCAAACCGAAGGUGGACAAUCCGGAGCUCGUCCAGGACAUGCAAUGGCUCGAUCCGCAGAAUCGCGUGAUUGAGUCUCUCAAAUUCGUCGUCUUGCCGAUCGAAAGCACGCACACGGGUCACUCCAAGCCUGCCAUGUACACCGAGCUGCACCAGGAUCAUAGUCUGUCCCUGUUCUUUAAUUCUCUCCAGGAGGAGCAGGCUGGCAAGUACACCUGCAAGGGUACUUAUGCGCAAAACCAGCCGUUGAACAAAUCAGUGACGAUCGAUACCAUUAUUGCGAUCACGUGGGACGACGCGCCGGUAAAUCAAUAUCCCAUUCUCGGGGAGGACUUUUCUAUUAUGUGUCGAGUACGCGCUAGGCCUUCGCCCUCAGUCGAUUGGCUUUACAAUGGGGAAUUGAUAAAGACGAACGAUCGCUAUGUCAUAAACGCAUACUCCUUGAAGAUCAAUAAUGUACAAGAAUCCGAUGACGGCAUAUAUACUUGUCGUGCGUCAGUGCAGACCACAGGAGAAUUGCAAGAGCGACUUAUCCGCGUUGAGGUACACACACGACCAUCGAUCGAGGAGAUUUCGAGCCCGAUAGAUAUCACUGAGGGCGAGAAUGCAAAUAUCGAGUGCAAGGCCACUGGCAAACCGCCGCCAACGUUCACAUGGAUCAAGUCUCUCACUCAGCAAAAUCUCUCCAUUGCCGAUCGCUUUGGCGUCGAUCCGGUCACGGGUGUGCUCACUAUCACCAAUGUGAACCGCGAGGAUGCGGGCGAAUACCAGUGCACCGCGACAAAUCUUGCCGGCACAGUCACCACCAACAUCCAGGUGAACGUAAUCGUUAAACCGAAGAUCAUGGAGUUCCAGAACAAGACCGUGGUGGAGGGCAAGAACAAAGAGAUUAUAUGCAAGGCCUUCGGCCGGCCGCCUCCCGAGGUGACCUUCAAGAAACUCAAUAAGCAAUACCUGAUGGGCGCUCAGCCGCAGGACGAUCGAAUAAUCAUGACGAACAGAGCGGACGACGUGUCCGGCGAGACGGUCGGCGUCCUGGCGAUCCAUAGCGCUCUCACCAACGACGACGGUCUGUACGAAUGCGUGGCGAAGAACGCCGGCGGCGUCGCCUACAAGAACGGCCAUCUGACAGUCGAGUUCCCGCCCUCCUUCCGCAACAUGCCGAACAUUACGAUCUACUCGUGGGAACAGCGGCCAGUGAACCUCACUUGCGUCGCCGAGAGCAUACCGAACGCGACGAUACGCUGGACCAUGUACGGUGACCGGAGAGUCGAAGACGAUAUCACGAUCCAGGUGAUUGGCGACGGACCGACCUCCAUUCUUCAGAUACGGCCGACCGAUCGGAGGUACUACACCAACUACAAGUGCAUCGCCGCGAAUAUCCACGGCACGCGAGAACACAUAAUCGAGCUGAAGGAGGCGACGAAGCCCACCGAGCUCGUAAGCGUCAAAACAGUCGAGCUCACCGCCACGUCAAUAAAAUUCGAUCUGAUACCACCGAUGCAUCCGGAUCUACCCGUCGAAACCAUCAGCGUGCAGUACAAGGAUAAUAAUCAGAUCUGGCAAAAUGCGAAAAACAGGACGUGGUCUGUCGGUUCUGUAUACGUCGUCGAGGGCUUGAAGCCGCAGACGCCUUACGAUUUCCGCUUCGCGGCGAUGAACGAUGUCGGUCUGGGUAACUGGGGUGGCGAGCAGCACGAGACCACACCCGGCAGGACAGUGCCAAACCAGCCAAAGAUCCUGACUACGCCUGGCUCCGAGUACGAGCAGUCGGCGUUCAAUAACCAGUACGAGCUCAGUUGGCUCGCACCGCCUGACAAUGGCGAGCCCAUCGACAUGUAUCUGAUCAAGUACUGCCAGAUAAGACGGGUUUCGGGCGAAUGGGAGAUGUUGGACGAUACCUGUCAGGAAGUCAAGAGCCAGGGUAGGACGAGGCUGUAUCUGAAGGGCUUGAGCUCCGAUACCUUUUACAGGGUCGAGCUGCAAGCUCACAACAUAAUGGGCUACAGCAAACCCGGAUCCGCCAAGUUCAGGACGACCAGAGAAUCUGCGGGCAACACUGUGGACUACAUAUUAUUAUCUGCUGCUGGUGAUACUUGCAAGAUCGCCGUGGCCACCAUUACCGCAGCAGUAAUGCUUCUAUCUCUAGCCAUUUAGAGUCGUCGUAAGGAAUAUUUACUCCUCGCAUUCGCGCUAAUCCUCGUGAACCGUCGUAAACGCACGCGUGAACGAAGACGAGGCGAAUUCGUCGACAGUACAAGCGGGAGACACCACGAUGGAUGAGAAAGAAAGAAAAAGAGAGAGAGAGAGAGAGAAAGAGAUAUAUACACACGCUCUAUUAAUAUAACACACAAUCAUUCGUGAUUUCCUUGCGAAUCUCGUGUUUCGUUCGAAUCUGAUCUGAAAAAUCAACGCGAAUCUCACGGAUACUCGAAGCUUAAAAGAUAUUCGCGCGAGACACGACGGCGAAAGUUAAUCGCGCGACAUUCAUACACACACAUACACGCGCAAUUGUGUGUCGUUCAUUUAUACCCACUUAUAGUGUAAUAAAAGGAUCGACAACAACGAAGAGCCGAGGGGGAAAAAAAAUCGACUCACCGGUACAUUCCAAAAUAGCGUUUAAGUAGGGUUUUAUAAGAAGAGAGAAGCGCGUGAGAAAAGGAGAAGCGAAGUGUAUAUUUAUGCUUAUUAUUUGUUAAAUGCGCUCACUGUGUUAGUGUAAACGUACUGGUACGUUUUCUUCUUAUUUUUUUUUUUUUUUUUUUUUUCCCCGGAUUGUGCUAAGGCUGUAUACUCCUUUGGGUGAACUCUUGUAAGUAGCGGGUGCGCUCACCUGUUGUUCAUCGUGGUGCGAGAAAACUCACGUGACCAAAACGAUAACGUAUAUUGUAUCUCAGUUAUAAUUUUUAUUUUAAUAAUUAAAGAUAUUCAGAUUUAUCUACAUUCUUAAACGAGAGUUAAGAUAUUAUAGGUUUAUAAGUCACUGACGAGAUGUUCAGUCGUCAGAUUCUUGCAAUUUACGAACUUUUGUAUGUGGGAUUAUAUUAUAGCGAUAAUUAAAAAAAAAAGGAAUGUGCUUCCCUAUCUACAUAUAUAUACGUACGUCGAUUCGAGCGCAAACAAUUUAUCGAACAGAUAUCUGACUAUGAACAUGAGACUAUAAGGUAGCGAGACAGGUAUAAGAGUGCUACUGCCCUCAAUUGCCAACUAUUCACACGCAAAGCUCGGUAACGAAAGAGAAAAGUCGAUAUUAAGAGGCGAGCAGCCGCGAUUAGAAUCGUGGCGACUCGUAAAUCGCGUACACGCGAAUACGAAUGUAAUACUUGUACCUCGUUGAAUGCCUGCAAUCGGAGCACCAGAACCGUUCACUGAGUUUGCAUUAAUUAAUAUACGUCGGGUAAUUUAUGAAUAAUAAUUUUAGACGAAACUUUUUUUCACAUGUCCUUUUUGCGAUCUGACUUUUUUCGAAGAGGAAGUUGAUAAUAAACGUUCUAAGGAGAUGAUAAGGAGAACGCGAUGGAAGGAAGAGGGAGAGGAACAAUAAAGCGAUUAAGGAAACUCGAGUACUUGAACUAGCUCGCCGAUCCAUCAGGCUGUCGGGGGGAAAAAAAGAUUAAUCGAGUAUAAUGCAUAAGAAACGCGAUGAAAGAACUAUACGGUCCUUGCUAGUGGACCUUUGCGAUAGAGAGGGGGAAAAAUCCGUUUUUAUCAAAGAAUACCUGGACAGACAAGGCGCGAAGAGACAUUUUCCUGUUUGAAUCGACAACAUUCGCGACUCGCAUCCGUACGAUAUUCUUUCGCGAGCCAAAGAAUUUCACACGGGGGGAUCCGGAACCGUUAGUUCUAGAACUCCCGACUCUAUCUAACAGCGCGAACUUAAAAUAGUAGAGCCGCGAAACCUUUGACAAGAGAUCGCUGUAUAUAUUCUGCAAAACUAAAAUUUAUUUGCAUUUUUACAGCGAAUUAUUUAAAUUGCGCUAUAUUUUAGAAUUCUUUUUUUUUUUUUUUAGAGAGUUAAAAAACUGUUUUUUUUUUUAUAUAUUAUUUAGAACAAUGAAAUUAUACAUCAAAUUAUUAUAAUAUAACAAUUGAUUAACGUUUAUGUGGGCUGUUCUAUAUAUAGAGAAAUUAAAUGUCAUACGUCAUAUUCUCCCUCCUUAUGAAGAACGUUUCUUCAUAAUAUUUAUUUGGGGUGGUGUGUAAUCUCAUUGCAAGCAA
Molecule: messenger RNA, 4632 nt
Organism: Formica exsecta
Lineage: Eukaryota; Metazoa; Arthropoda; Insecta; Hymenoptera; Formicidae
Gene: Fas2
Product: fasciclin-2
Exons: 8
Coding region: 271-2571 (766 amino acids)
Biological process (GO): cell-cell adhesion
Cellular component (GO): membrane; cell-cell junction; neuron projection
Molecular function (GO): cell adhesion molecule binding
Source: RefSeq, a predicted model, not a curated record